AUGCCGACUAAUCUUCCAUCGAGCUUUGCCUCGGCUGCCGCUGGUCAAAACUCCAACGCCAGAGGAGCAAGGAUUGACGUAAGGGGAAACAAUUCUGGAGAUUGGGCCAGAAGAGAUGGUCGAUCCACGAAUGGUACCCUCACCUUCCGUCGGUCAUCUACAACUCCCCUCGGCCAGCCCUCUUCUCAGCCGCCGCCCUCAACGGAUCAUGCAGUUCAACCCCCCACCACUGUUGAGAGCCCUGAGAAUGCGUCCAGCUCGACAUAUGAGCUGCCCCCCACACGAUACACAAGGGAGGAGCUCCUUGACAUCUACCGCUUACGAAAACCGGCCGGCGAUGUAUCCCACCUUUUUGCCCCAGGUUGGAAUCCUGGGCAAAUGAAUGGACAUACUCCUAGAGGUUGGGGCAAGGGUAACGACAACCAUAUCCCUCAGGAGCCUGGCGCCUGCUGGGAAGAAUCUGGAGAUUCGACUCCGAUGGGACUGCAGGAUAUGUCCAUGGAGGAAAGAGAGGCUUUUAAUACUGAAAUUAAUUCGCCGCUUAAACCCCCGACCCAGAACAAAGACGCCCACCAAGGUGGUGCAAACGGACGUAAAGCAUCUUUAUCCCAAGGCACUUCCAACACUUUUGGCGUCAGUUCACCCUCGUCAGCUACACGGCCCGGUACACGACGACGCGAGACGACAGAAUCGAAUCCUUUCGUUGGGAGUGCCCUGGCAUCUCCCACUGCCGCAGGCCGGGUCAACCGUGACGAUCAAGCAUUCUGGCUUCCCCGUAGCAAGACCGAUCUUAAGGAAGCUGAAGCCGACGAAUCUGACAACGAGCCUGGUUCCCGUGAGGCUCCUGGAAAGCUGCCCCCCUUUGGUAAUCUGAUGCGCUCUAACACGGGCGGUAUUGGCGGGGUCGGUUCCAUCUGGCCACCUUCCAAUCAAACAACGCCCGGUGCAGGAGGGUUUGGAAACUUUGCCCUCACAGGCUCGCCUGCCGUUGGUGAUAAACGAGUUGGCGGCGGUGCUGGUGGAAGUAGAUUGGCCCACCUGAUUCCCAAGGACAGCUCGGACAACCUGAGUGGCAAGGCUGCGGAGGGCCAAAACCCUCUUAGCCAGCAAUCUUGGCGAACCCGAACCAGAACUGACACUGAUCCUUUUGGCGAAGAUACUGCAUCAGGCAGUGCAGCACUCAGUGGCGCCCCUGACACCGACACUGCCGGCUCAUCCCAGCAGAACAAUUCAGCAGGCGCUAUGGGUACGCCCAUCAAGGGCUCCGCUGCCGACUUUGGCAUGUCUGGCCUCAGUCUUGCAGGUCACGGCGAUGACGGCCCUUUGAGCCCAUCCGAGACCAAUCCCUACCGCAGCCCUCCAGCUGAGCGACACGGCCAUGACGGCGACGGCAGUGACGACAAGUCUCAUGGCACAGGUAUCCACGAUGCCCCCUCGAAUUUUGGUUCCAUCGGUCGCAGCUUUGGGGGUUACGACGGAGGUGAUCGCAGUCAGACCUCCAGCGUGGGCGCCAAGGCCUACCCUUCGUUGAAUAAUCUGGGCUGGCCCGCCCCUGGUGGCCCUACGACCGGGACUCCGGAUCGUGAAAGGCCCAACUUGGGCGGUGUAUUCGGAAACUCUCUGUUCAGCCCCAUGGGUGAGCUCCAAUCACCUGGGCUGUCGAAUCUCAACAACGUUUUCGGCCCUGCUAGUGCUGGUGGUCUAGGAACUGGAAGCAUUGGUCGUGGCAGCAAGAUGGGGUCUCUGUUUCCUGCUGCCAUGCAGGCACAAAUGCAGACUAUUGAGCAUGACAACAAUCUGUCUGACUCUCUGCCCGAUCUUCGCCAGAGCAAUCCUUUGGGUGCUAUCGGCCGGAGCAACUUUGGUAUCCCGACUCGCGACACUGAAAGUCCAAUGCGACCCAAUCGUGGGGUUUUCGAAGAGCUCUUCCCCUCCAGUGAUGCCUCUCGAGCUCAGGGUGUUUUCACUACUGGUGACUCCAAUCAUCCUACCUCCGCCGCGGUAGGCCCCCAAUCUUUCACCCCUAUCGGUGGUGGUUUGCCUUUUGGGGGCAGCCAAGGGGGCACUGAGCCUCCUUCCGCCCAAGUCCGGCAGAUGGUCAUGCCUGAUCGCAUGAGAUGGGUUUAUUUGGACCCUCAAGGACAGGUUCAAGGACCGUUUACCGGAUUGGAGAUGAACGAUUGGUACAAGGCCAACUUCUUUACUCCUGAUUUACGAGUCAAGAAAGUGGAAGAUCCCGAAUUCGAACCUCUGGGUCAACUCAUUCGUCGUAUUGGCAACUCGCGCGAGCCAUUCUUGGUACCUCAGAUUGGCAUUCCACACGGCCCUCCUGCACAGCCCGGGCCAUUCCCCUCGCAGGGGAACAGUGGUGUAGUCCCACCCCUGAGUGGUGUGUUUCCUAGCUUCGGGCGCACACUCACCGCUGAGGAACAAAACAAUCUAGAGCGCCGCAAGCAGGAAGAGCAGUAUCUCAUGGUUCAGCAGCGGGAAUACGUCAUGCGUGCUCAGGCGAUGUCUAAAUUCCCCAUUCCUGCCCCGAUGUUGCAGCACCACUCCAGUGCCCACAGUCUUCAGAGUCAGCCCAGUUUUGGUAGCAUUUCGUCACCAAACCCCAUCGGAAUGGCUCCUCAUCAACAACCUAUUGGUGCCAUGCCCCCUUCUGGUGGUUUCUUUGAAGGAGCUGGGCCAGUAGGCAGUCAGACAUCUGUCCCGUCAGGUUCGGGAAACGGAGAUCCAUUCAGAGAUGAUGACUUUGCAAACACUGAGCGCCAGCUGCUCGCCAAUCUUCAGGGCUCUGGUGCUCCGCAUCCCAUCGGAGCCCCUGUUGCCGAUGCCAGCGUUCGCGCUGGACUGCCCGACACUGAGAGCCUUGAGCAAGACCCCGAAGGGUUCAAAAACCGUCUGCAGCAGUUCGAGGAUCUCCGAGCUGGUUUAGAGGCUGAACAGGCUGAGAAAGCCGAAGAGGGAAGUGAAGAGGAACUAUCUGAGGAACUCGCCCCUGCUGCCGAGGCCGCCUCCGAGGACACGCAGCGACGUGCGGAAGCACCGGUCUUGACUGGUAAAGCUGCUCGAGCUGCCAAGAAGAAGGCUGCAGAGGAUGCCUUGUCUCUGACUCAACAGGUCCAGCAGACUCAGGCCGCCGCUGCUGCGGCCGCUGCUCAGCCAGUCGAGCCUGAUAUGCCAAUGCCCUUCCCCCCUCCCGCAUCUACUGGAACUCCUCUUCCCGCCCCGACAGCCCAGCGUGCCCGAUCGAACCUCCCCGAACAGUACAAUCGCUCUCAGACCGGAACCCCUGACAGCGCUUCCGUAAACGCGCAACCACCACCGCUGGCUCCUUGGGCAAAAGAUCACGGAGCUGAGAGUCACAAGGGUCCCAGCCUGAAGGAGAUCCAAGAGGCUGAAGCUCGCAAGGCUGCCAAAGCUGAAGAGGCCGCUGCUGCUCAAAGGAAGGCUAUUCUGGAGCAAGAGCUCAGGGAACGUGAGAAGACAGCCGCCGCUUCUAACGCUGGUCUGCCCGCUACUAGUACUUGGGGCCACGGUUCUCCUGCUCCAGCUGGCAGCCCUUGGUCCAAGCCUGGCCCAUCCAAGACUACGUCUACCGUCGCUCCUUCAACUCCGGCUUCUGGUAAGAAGACUCUUGCCGAGAUCCAGCGCGAGGAAGAGCUUCGUAAACAGAAAGCCAGCCAGGCCACCCCCCAGGCCAGUACUCCUACCGGCGUAUCCAAGAGCUAUGCCAACUUAGCCGGUAAGCCAGGUCAGUCCAUUCUCACUAAUGCUGCGUCUGCCGCUGCGGCCGCCGCUGCUGCAACGGCUCCGCCCCCUGGAAGUGGCUGGGCUACUGUUGGCGCUGGUGGCAAGGUUAAAGUUCCUACUGGUCCAUCGUCCCAGAGUCGAUCGGUCAGUUCUACCAAUAUCAAGCCUGUCACUUCGCCCACAAAGUCAACCUCUAAGCUGGUGACUCCGGGCAAUGGCAAGACUGACACUGGCAAUGCUGCCAUGGAGGAGUUCAACAAGUGGGUCAACAGGGAGCUUUCUCGGGGUAUCACUGCAGUCAGCGACAUCGCCACUUUCCAGGCUACUCUUGAAAUCUUACCUCUCGACGCUGGUUUGAUUGCUGACGCUGUUUACGGCAACUCGACCACGAUGGACGGUCGUCAUUUCGCCGAGGAGUUCAUUCGCCGCAAGAAGCUUGCUGAACGUGGAGUCGUUGAGAAGCAGCCCGAUAACAAGGGAGGAAAUGGUGGCGGUUGGAGUGAAGUUGCCAAGAAGGGAGGUUCCAGCAACUCUGCCGCCAUAGCCGCUUCUGCUACUGCCACUAGCCCUCGAGACGACGCUGGUAUGCAGGCCGCUGGUUUUAAGGUUGUACCAGGCCGAAAGAAGGGCAAGAAAUAG
Messenger RNA from Fusarium poae, 4392 nucleotides. RefSeq lists its product as uncharacterized. The coding region runs from base 1 to 4392 and encodes 1463 amino acids. NCBI's taxonomy places the organism in Eukaryota, Fungi, Ascomycota, Sordariomycetes, Hypocreales, Nectriaceae. The record is from RefSeq and is a predicted model, not a curated record. Gene Ontology annotation, molecular function: protein binding. The transcript is spliced from 4 exons.